Messenger RNA from Diabrotica balteata, 1716 nucleotides. The record is from the annotation of a GenBank genome assembly. NCBI's taxonomy places the organism in Eukaryota, Metazoa, Arthropoda, Insecta, Coleoptera, Chrysomelidae.
AGGUUAAAGCUCAAUAUGUGAUCAAUAUUGAGAUGUUUACACACAGUAAGAGUUAAAAAGUAUUAUAAUGAGAAGAAUUCGAAGGUAUUGCAAGGAUUAUUGCGAACACUCUAGCAUAACUGGUUUCAAUUAUGUGGCCGAAGAAAGAUCGAAAACAGAACGAAUAAUAUGGCUGAUAUUAAUUGCUGUAGCAUUGGCGUUAUCGAUCUAUUUUAUAAAGGAACAAUACAACAAAUAUGAGGAAAAUCCAUUUAUUGUAAGCUUUGCCACAAGAGAUACAUCUAUAUAUGAAAUACCGUUUCCAGCCGUCACAAUAUGUCCUUUUUCAAAGUCCAAUCGUAGUAUAUUCAACUAUACCAAUGUUGUUCAUAGGCUGUGGGAUAAUUUGACAAUAUCCAGAUAUGAGAUGGAAACGGCUCAAUAUAUGUCUUUAUUAUGCAGUGAAGGUCUGAUAGAUGAUCACCAGUUUCCAACAAAUUAUACAUUUACUGAGAACUUUUAUAAUAGACUUGACGAAUUAGAUACUACUGGCGAGUUAAUAAAAUCGUUUUUGUGUAUUUAUAUGGGCACCAUUCAAAAUUGUUCCGAGAUUUUUUCACCUAUAAUAUUAGAUGGAGGAGUUUGUUUUACUUUUAAUAUGCUAAACAGAGAUGAAAUAUAUAAACCUGACAUCUAUCAUUUUCAAUUCUAUCAUUCAUUACAACCUACAAGUGAUUGGACGAAUGAUGAAGGAUAUCGGCCAGAUAGUGGCAAAGACGUAUAUCCAAGAAGAGCUUUACAAUCAGGAGUGGACAAUGCUUUAAAUUUAAUAUUUAUUGAAAUGUCCCAAGAUACAGAUUAUUUAUGUUUUGAAGAUGUUGGAUACACUAUUACUGUACAUGCUCCGAACGCAGUUCCACAAACACGUAAAGACUUUUUUAUAUUGCCCUUGGAUACUUCCUUUCAUAUAAUGCUUCAACCGGAACUAAUAACAACAUCUAAAGUGGUAAAAGCAUACAAAACCGAAGAUAGAAAAUGUUACUUUUCUGAAGAGAGAAAACUAAAAUAUUUUGUUGCAUAUACUCAACAGAAUUGCUUCAUGGAAUGUGCAACUAACUAUAACGUUGGAUAAGUGUUUGUGUGUUAAUUUUUUUAUGCCACAUGACAACACCACAGAAAUAUGCGGCAAUUCCAAACUUAAUUGUCUUUUAGAAGCAGAACGAGAAAUUAAAAUUUUGGAAAUUAAUACUGAUCCAAAGGGUUUCAAUACCCACUGCCAUUGCUUACCUCUAUGUACCCAGCUGCACUACCAAGCAACUACAUCAACGUAUAACUGGAAAUGGAAAGAAUAUUUUCUGGCAAAUAAAAAGUUAAAACGACAAUUUAACUACACAGAAAAUGAACUAAAUACAGUGCACUUCUCAUCUUUAAAAAUUUUCUUUAAAUCAGAGCAGUUUUUGUCGCACGAAAAAAAUGAAUUGUAUGGUAUAUUCGAUUUUAUUUCGAAUUUUGGAGGUCUUCUAGGUCUAUUUACAGGAUUUUCUCUCCUGACAAUGGCAGAAGUUAUUUAUUAUCUUUCACUGAGGUUGUGGUGCAACAAAAGAUUGUACAAUGACGUCUCUGGACCAUCAGAUGAUUCUGAACCAAAAACUGAUAUGAACAAUUUACGAGAUUUAAUCGAAAUGGAAUAUUAAAUUUUUUGUGCUAUUUCUUGCAUUAUAAUAAACAUUUUUUAAG